Anisakis simplex (herring worm) is the source of this 303-nucleotide messenger RNA. NCBI's taxonomy places the organism in Eukaryota, Metazoa, Nematoda, Chromadorea, Rhabditida, Anisakidae. The record is from the annotation of a GenBank genome assembly.
AUGACGAUCUUUGAAGUAUGUCCACGUUUGAAGAAUCUCGAAAUUGCACUCACCUGUACACCGCUAUCUAAACAUCACAUUGCGAUUCCGUACACUUGGCGUCGGAACAUUCUGCGCACACGACAAACCGCAUUAACACAUUUCCGAUUGUACUUGAGAGAAAUUGAGGAUCCAAGCGGACUUCGGGUACGACGCAUUCAUUUAGAAUUUAAUGAGUUCAUUUGUGUCGAUUGGUUUGUUUGUUUGUUUUCAGUCUUAGAGAAUUUGCAGAAUACUCAAAUGUUGGAGUUGAAUUUGGAAUAG